GUUUCGAGUUCGAUGAUCAUUGCUCUGAUACCUCUCUGAAAGAAGGAUUGCUGGUGUAAAUGUGCGAAUCUUCUGAAGCAACAAGCUUGAUCCUGCAGAAUGUAGCCUAUAGGCCAUCACUAUGUUUACGCGCUUUGCAAACAACUCUACUAUUAACAAUUGUUUCGCAAUUGAAUCAGUUAUUCAACAGUCCAUGAUUAAGACUUUGCCAUAAUGGCGCAAGUUUCUCGAGAUGCGGCCUUGCAUGGAAGCUUCGAUGUUUCAAUGGACCUUGAAACACCCAUGAAGACUAUAUCGGAAGAGCAAUUAACACCUCGCAGAUCUGAAAGGAAAAGGGCUCUGUUCCCCUCAGCAAGCCCUCAGACAAGUGACUUGGGUCACAUGUCUCCACUUGGUUCUUCUCCAGAACGUUACAGUUCAGCUCCUGCAUCACCUGAUUCUACUACAUUCAGCCCUAUUAGAAAGACUUCAGGGCCAAUAUCGCCAUUUGGCCGUAAGCCUUCUACAUCCAGGGCUUUGUAUAAAGAUUCUCCACGUAAGCAGUUUGCACUGCUGCUUGCUGAUGUUGUCAAUCAACCCAAGAACAAAUCUGGAAUAGUAAAGAUUUCUAAGAGUAAACAAAAUGGUAUAAAACCAGUGGAAGAUCCCAAUGAAAUUGUGCCUGCCGAUCAGCUUGAACAGACUGUUUUGUCAGUAAUGGAUGAAAGUGACUGUGCAGAGUCUCCACUUGCACAUCGCACACCCAGCGCUACUCCCAAAAGCAAUGAAUUGGUCAGGGCUGUUUCUGACCUUGCAGCUUCACAGCCUCUGACUCCUUCCAAACGCCGUAGUAUGCCUGCCUCUGGUUCAGGUUCAGUCACCUCGGCAUCUCCUAGUAGCCCAGAGAAGAGACGCCAUACUAUUGAAGGCCGAUCAAGAAGUGCUGGAGCGGAAUUACCUCGUGCUCGCACAUCUCUAUUUCCUGGCGUUUCUCGUUCAGUUGGUAGUAAGAGAGUUAGAGAUGAUGGUAUAUAUCUGACUGGUCGCUCUACAAAGCGCAGGAAGAUGAAUGGAGAAAUAAAUGCAGGGGUACGAACUGGAAUUCGCCGUCCUCCAAAGACCAAGCCUAAAGUGAACCAACCCUCGAAAAAGCAAGGGAAAGUGAAGUCCAUUUGGGAUGUUGCACCAAAGUCUAAUAGAAAGAAAAGUAUAUCUCCUAUAAAAGUGCCAAAGAUGAGUAUGUUGGCCAUCCCAGUGAAAAAGUCAGAUGAGGAAUUAGCUGAAGUGUCGGCCUCCGCUUUCUUGCGAGUGCGUUCCAAGAGGGCUAAACCUGAAGAAGACACAGCUUCCGAAUCAGAACAGGAGGCAAUGGACUCACCUCCGCCAGACCCAACUAAGCGAAUCUUCAAGACGGGGAACAUCAAGAGCCGCACCGCCACCAUCACUAUAUCAAAAAAUAUAAGGAUUAAAAUUCACAAGGGCAAAUUUACUGUUGACAAGUCCUCACCUGCUCCUCCACCUAAGCGCAGGAGGAAGUUGUACAGUCAUGACAAACAGAUUGAAUCUAUCAAAGCAUUUGAUGACAAUGAAGAGGAUGUUGCUGCUAGUACAAGAAAUGAUGUUCAAAACAUUCUGGAAAAAUUAGAAGAGGACAAAUGUAACUCACCAGAGUCCGUUGCACCAGUCGUCUCUUCCAUGAACUCAACUGAAGAAACUUCCCACCCGAAUGGUUCAUAUACUGAUGCUAUGCCAACUAGUCCAGGGAAAUCUUCCACCGACGUUGUUCUGAGUAGUCCAGUGAAAUCUUCCACUAAUGUUGUUCCAAGCAGUCCUGAGAGAUCUUCUGAGAGGCCCUCUGAGGAUAGUUUGUUGAGUCCUCUGAGCCAGCUGGCCUCCUCCACUUCCACUCUCAGCAUCAAUGUUGGUGGUGAUACUUUGCACUUGACUGAAUCUCAGGUUCAGACUUUAUCUGCUGUGCCUGAUGUUAUCAUGGAAGAUGAUGACCUGCCACUUUGUGAACCCUUACCAGAGGAUGAUGGCAAUCCUGAAUCAAACGAGACAAAGGAAAACGAAAACUCUUCAGAACUGGAUUCAACACCAGUGAAAUAUUUCCCUAUCUUUGAUUCCAACUUUUCUCAUCAAAAAGCACAGCUGUCCCCAAAUGUUAUGCAAAAACGAAGGCGAUCACUUUUACGCCCUAUUGGAAAUGAUCAGUACCAGUUGGAUGCUGGUCAGAAACGCUUUGGGGCCACUGAGUGCAGUACAUGUUCCGCUAUUUAUCAAAUGGGUGAACCCGAGGAUGAGCUUGCCCACCAGGAGUUUCACAAUGCUGUCAAGGAUCUUAAAUUUAUGGGAUGGAAAAAUGAGCGUAUUGUUGGACUUGAUGGUAGAAAUAGGGUGGUAGUAGUACGACCAGGAGAUCCCAAAGCAUGGUGGUCCAAAGCUUUGGAUGUUUUGAGAGUGGUUGACAAAGACCUAGGGUUUGCUGAAGGUGUCCAAUGUGAUCCCAACCACUCUAUGGUGUUUUUGUACAUAUCUGAGAAAAGCGUUGUUGGCUGUCUGCUAGCAGUUCCAGUCAAAAAUGCCAACAAAAUGCUGGAAACAAGCCUUGAAGCAGAAGGUAUUGAUUGUUGCACUGCUGAGGAGUACCCUGUCAAGUGUGGUGUUAGCCGCAUUUGGGUUCACAGACCCAACAGACGUGCUAAUGUUGCCAGGCAAUUGAUGGAUUGCAUGAGGAAAAAUUUUAUUUUUGGACAUGUAUUGACUUUGGAAGAGAUUGCGUUUUCUUCCCCCACUGUCCUGGGAAAAGUAUUUGCUGAACAUUACACAGGACGCAAGGACUAUUUUGUAUACACCAAUGCAUGAUUAAGCUGAUUGAUUACUUUUCCUUUUUUUAUGACCGAUGCCUUCUCUUUAGGAAUAGCCUUUUUGAACACUCUUUAUAUUGAUUAUUUUGUUGACGUACAUAAUUUGAUAUGAGCAUGUGUGAAGCAUUUCUAUGCUAAUUAUUUAUAUUCAGUACUUGUGUGAUUGAAACAAGCUUGGUAUGUUUCAUCAAUAAAAGUUUGACAUAAA
This is a messenger RNA of Thrips palmi, 3054 nucleotides long. It is a transcript of the gene eco, whose product is annotated as N-acetyltransferase ESCO2. Bases 214 to 2844 code for a protein of 876 amino acids. Gene Ontology annotation, cellular component: chromatin; nucleus. The transcript has 9 exons. Gene Ontology annotation, biological process: mitotic sister chromatid cohesion. The record is from RefSeq and is a predicted model, not a curated record. Gene Ontology annotation, molecular function: protein-lysine-acetyltransferase activity. NCBI's taxonomy places the organism in Eukaryota, Metazoa, Arthropoda, Insecta, Thysanoptera, Thripidae.